Molecule: messenger RNA, 1077 nt
Organism: Encephalitozoon hellem ATCC 50504
Lineage: Eukaryota; Fungi; Microsporidia; Unikaryonidae
Product: methionine aminopeptidase 2
Exons: 1
Coding region: 1-1077 (358 amino acids)
Biological process (GO): proteolysis
Molecular function (GO): metalloaminopeptidase activity
Source: RefSeq, a predicted model, not a curated record
AUGAAGUUUAUUCUAAUGAACCAGGCUGCAGAGCUUCCCAUCGAAUUCCUACCAAGGGACGGUGCUUACAGAAAAGGGAGGUUGCUUGACUCCAAGAAUGCUGAGGUAGAGAACACAACAGAGUCCGACAUCCUGCAAGAUGCUCGCCGGGCUGCCGAAGCACACAGAAGGGUGCGAUACAAGGUCCAGAGUAUCAUAAAGCCUGGAAUGACGCUCCUGGAGAUUGUGAAGUCCAUAGAGGAUUCCACAAGAAUACUCCUGUCAGGUGAAAGAAACAACGGAAUAGGGUUUCCUGCAGGGAUGUCAAUGAACUCUUGUGCUGCACACUACUCAGUCAAUCCAGGUGAGAAGGAUAUUAUCUUAACCGAAAACGAUGUCUUGAAAAUCGACUUUGGGACGCAUUCCAAUGGUCGGAUAAUGGACUCUGCAUUCACGAUUGCAUUCAAGGAGGAGUUCGAGCCUCUGCUGAUGGCUGCCAAAGAAGGUACAGAAACCGGAAUUAGGUCAUUGGGAAUAGAUGCAAGGGUCUGUGACAUAGGCAGAGAUAUCAAUGAGGUCAUCUCGAGCUAUGAAAUGGAGGUGGAUGGGAAGAAAUGGGCGAUCAGGCCGGUAUCAGAUCUCCAUGGGCACUCCAUAUCUCAGUUCAAGAUUCAUGGAGGGAUUUCUAUACCAGCCGUGAAUAAUAGGGACCCAACUAGAAUCACAGGAGACACAUUUUAUGCAGUGGAGACAUUUGCAACAACUGGAGAGGGUUUCAUAAACGACAGGUCUCCAUGCUCGCACUUUAUGAUAAAUACACACAAGAGCAGAAAGCUUUACAACAAGGAUUUGAUAAAGGUUUACGAGUUCGUCAGGGAUUCGUUUGGAACUCUCCCCUUCAGCCCCAGGCAUUUGGACUAUUACAAUCUAGUGGAAGGAAGUGCACUCAAGAGUGUGAAUCUGCUCACAAUGAUGGGGCUCUUCACUCCGUAUCCUCCCCUUAACGACAUCGACGGCAGCAAGGUUGCCCAGUUCGAGCAUACAGUGUACCUGAGUGAAAGCGGGAAAGAAAUCCUUACAAGAGGCGAUGACUAUUAA